This is a messenger RNA of Aspergillus saccharolyticus JOP 1030-1, 962 nucleotides long. RefSeq lists its product as uncharacterized. Lineage: Eukaryota; Fungi; Ascomycota; Eurotiomycetes; Eurotiales; Aspergillaceae. The transcript is spliced from 3 exons. Bases 84 to 599 code for a protein of 171 amino acids. The record is from RefSeq and is a predicted model, not a curated record.
UUUGGUGGUUGAUGAUCUUGAGACUGUGGUUUUGGAUGCUUUGUGUUUAAGGUGAUGGUAUUAGGAAGGUGACUGGGUUGGAGAUGGGGUUUUUAUAUGUUGUUUUGAGGUUUUGGAUCCUUGGAGAUUGGACGAAAUGGAUGAGGUUGUUUUCUCGUGGCAAUGCCCAAUCUGCUCCGAAGAGAGACUCGGAGAAAGAGAGAGUGUGGUUGUUGGACAACAUAGCUUUUGGACAGACGACUCGAUGGUGGUUGAGGUUUGGAUACAGUCCGAUGGUGAUACAGCUUUGCCAUUCUCCCGAUUAUUCUUCAGAGAGCGGAGGCAUUGGCGAGAUUCUUGGAGCACAGAGCAUGGAUGAGAAGAUGGUUUCGAAGGUUUGGUUGGUCGACAUCGUUAUAACGUCGCUGUGGGGGCCAAAUUUGCGCUUUCACUCAGGGUCUGUCUGUGAGAGGGUGUUGAGGCGUCUGGUUUGUCCCGGUGCUUGUCGUGGGCCCUUGGUACUAUACUCGGGGACUCAGCUUCAGCUGGAGCAUGGGUUCUGUCUUGUAGAUGUUCAUUUUUCUAGUGUGAUAGGGAGGGUCGUAGACGUUGAAAGCUAAAGUAGGUACAUAACUUUGAGGGUGGAUGCGAAGAUGUAGCGCUACUAGUCAAGCUUCAGAAGGGGUUGUCUAGUUUUCGUCGAUAUCAACAUCAAGUUGAUUACAUGUAUUAUGAACACAUAUCAUAUCUUCACUUAUCUACUAGACAUUGCACAGCACAAUGUCCCAUCCUCACCUGCCCCUCACAACUCGCCGAAUUGAACUCGGUGAAUAUCCCCACCAAACUUCCAAACCACGCGGCUCGUGGUACCUACCUACCCACGGGGUGGAAAACGUCUCCCCAAUCACUUUGUCUACCCUAAUGCAAGUGUCCUGUCCCUCCGGUACCCCAGGGUCUGCGUGACCAACCCAAACGCCAAAACA